GUUGGGCGGGAAAGCAGCGGAACUGGCAACCUUAGCUAGCUGGUUAGUGGAGACGUAUGCACACUCUGCGCACGACACACUUGACUGAGCGGAGCCACGCCACGAGGUUGACAAUCAUCAUACUGCAAUUAAGAAGCAUUUGAUAAAGUGAACAAAAAUGGACGAGUGGGAUGAAGGGGAAACUUGUACUCGUACUAUUGCACUAACCAGCCACACCUCAAGUGAAGAUGAUUCAUCAUUGGACAUGAACACCUUUUUAGGCACACAAGGAGACUCCUGGAACACUGGUGUUAGUGACUUUGGAAGGGGUCGUGGUGGCAGAGGCAGACAAGGAGGAUUUAAAAGCUCAUUCUCCUCAGGUGGUGAUGAGAAUGGGAAUGAUGGGGGUAACUGGAACAAUACAGGAGGAGAUAGAGGUGGUUUCAGAGGCAGAGGGCGUGGCAGAGGAUCUGGCAGGACGGAUCGCAGUGAAUUCAAUGGAGAUGGUGCUGGAGAGUGUGAAAAUGGGUUGAGAGGAGGAAGCAGGGGAGGAAGAGGCAGCAGAGGAGGUGGUUUCAGACAAGGUAAUGACCAGGGUGCCAAAGGAGGCUUUGGAGGAGGCUACCGUGGGAAAGAUGAGGAGAUCUUCUCUCAUGGGCGUGAAAAUGAUCCAGAAAGGAAGGAUGCAGACGAUGGUGACAGGCCAAAGGUCACAUAUGUUCCCCCAACCCUCCCUGACGAUGAGGACUCCAUUUUUUCCCACUACGAGUCAGGCAUUAACUUUGACAAGUAUGAUGACAUCAUGGUGGAUGUUAGUGGAACCAACCCACCGCAGGCUAUCAUGACUUUUGAUGAGGCAGCAUUGUGCGAGUCCCUGAGAAAAAAUGUCAACAAGUCUGGUUACGUGAAGCCGACCCCUGUGCAGAAGCACGGCAUCCCAAUCAUCUCUGCUGGCAGAGAUCUCAUGGCCUGUGCCCAGACUGGAUCUGGUAAAACGGCUGCAUUCCUGCUCCCUAUUCUGCAGCAGCUGAUGGCAGAUGGUGUAGCAGCCAGCAGCUUCAGUGAGCUGCAGGAGCCUGAAGCCAUCAUUGUGGCCCCAACCAGGGAGCUCAUCAACCAGAUUUAUCUGGAGGCCAGGAAGUUUGCUCAUGGGACAUGUGUGCGUCCAGUUGUGGUUUAUGGUGGAGUCAGCACUGGACACCAAAUAAGAGACAUCUUAAGGGGGUGCAAUGUGCUGUGUGGAACACCAGGGAGACUGUUGGAUAUGAUUGGAAGAGGAAAGGUUGGGUUGAGUAAGCUGCGGUACUUGGUGCUCGAUGAGGCUGACCGGAUGUUGGAUAUGGGGUUUGAGCCUGACAUGCGCCGCAUGGUGGGCUUCCCUGAAAUGCCAUCCAAAGAGAACCGCCAGACUCUGAUGUUCAGUGCCACUUACCCAGAAGACAUCCAGAGAAUGGCAGCUGACUUCCUCAAGACAGACUAUUUGUUCUUGGCUGUGGGUGUGGUCGGGGGAGCCUGCAGUGAUGUGGAGCAGACAUUUAUCCAAGUCACCAAGUUCUCCAAGAGGGAGCAGCUCCUUGACUUUCUCAAGACCACUGGAACGGAGCGCACCAUGGUGUUUGUGGAGACCAAGAGACAAGCUGAUUUCAUUGCCACUUACCUGUGCCAGGAGAAGGUUUUGACUACCAGCAUUCAUGGUGAUCGUGAGCAGCGGGAGCGAGAGCAGGCUCUGGCAGACUUUCGCUCUGGCAAAUGUCCAGUCCUGGUGGCAACCUCGGUAGCUGCCCGUGGUCUGGAUAUUCAAGAUGUACAGCAUGUGGUGAACUUUGAUCUUCCUAAUAACAUUGAUGAGUAUGUCCACCGUAUUGGGAGAACUGGCCGCUGUGGUAACAUUGGGAAGGCGGUGUCUUUCUAUGACCCCGAAGCUGAUUGCCAAUUGGCCAGGUCCCUCGUCACAAUCCUGUCCAAGGCCCAGCAGGAAGUGCCCUCAUGGUUGGAGGAGUCAGCAUUUAGCGGCCCUGGGGCCACAGGCUUCAACACCUCCAGGAAGGGCUUUGCCUCAACGGACUCUAGGAAGGGAGGAUCUUUCCAAGACAACGAUACGAGGAGCCAGCCUGCUGCUCAGACUGCAGAUGAUGAUGAAGAAUGGGAAUAGAGGGAAUAUUAGAGCAACACACAGCAUUGACCUGAGUUAUUUUUCUUUAUAGUUGUAAGUAUUUUAGUUUGAAGGAAAAAAAAAAACGUUUGUAUUAGGCCAAUCAAAGUUUAAAAAAGUCAAGCGAGAGGAGUGGGGAAACUAGGUGUUUUUGUAUGACUGACAACUCUUAGAGGUGUUCACUGACUGGCAUAUUGUGGAAACUGUUUUUUUCUUCUAAAUCAUCACUUGCAUUUAACAUGGUUAAUAAGGAAAACAAUGUGUCUGACCAAUAGUCAAAACUUGAGGAUGUUAUAGUCCACUGUAUUUUGUUUUGUUACUAGAAUAACUAUCAAUAAAUAAUUGUUCAAACCAAA
Perca flavescens (yellow perch) is the source of this 2487-nucleotide messenger RNA. It is a transcript of the gene ddx4, whose product is annotated as DEAD (Asp-Glu-Ala-Asp) box polypeptide 4. Gene Ontology annotation, molecular function: RNA helicase activity; nucleic acid binding; ATP binding. NCBI's taxonomy places the organism in Eukaryota, Metazoa, Chordata, Actinopteri, Perciformes, Percidae. The record is from RefSeq and is a predicted model, not a curated record. The transcript has 23 exons. The coding region runs from base 158 to 2131 and encodes 657 amino acids.